This is a messenger RNA of Rangifer tarandus platyrhynchus (Svalbard reindeer), 819 nucleotides long. The record is from the annotation of a GenBank genome assembly. Lineage: Eukaryota; Metazoa; Chordata; Mammalia; Artiodactyla; Cervidae.
AUGAGAGGCCCCCCCGCAGUCGCGUCCUCAUCCCGCUACAGUUCUUUACCGCGACCAGCUGGCCGGCGCCCCGGGCCCCGCCCCGCGCCCCUCCCAGGUUACGUCAUAGAACCCACAGGCCCUGCAGGCGGGGAGACCAGGGCCCGGCCGCGUGUGCCGGGCCUCUCGCAUCUUCCCCUCUCCCUGCACGCAGGUUCUAAAAGGAAGCGACGACCAGCACACAGAGCAGCGGGGGAGGUCGGCCGGUCCUCCCGCCGCCCAGGCAGCAGCAGCAGCAGCAGUAACAGGCGGGCGGGAGACGCGCAUCUGAAGCCCCCUCACGUAUUUCGCCCGCCACUGCCCUGCUCCGCUUGGCCGCUACCCCGCCUAGGUCGAGGCGGCGGGGCCGGCCCCUAUUGGUCCGCCGCGGCCCUCCGCCCGCCCCCUCGCCCCACUUAUUGGCCGAAGCCGCCGCGCCCGCGGGAUAGGCGGCGGCGGCGCCCCUCCCUCGCGCCGGCCCUCAAGAGGGCGACGAGGAAGCGGCCGCCUCCCUGCGUCCCGCCCCUCGGGCUAGUUCGCUGGCUCCCGGCUCCUCCCGGCCCUCUCCCGGCUCCCUCCGGCUCCGGCUCCGGCGCGGCGGCGGCGGCGGCGGCGGCGGGUAGGUGCAGCGGCAGGCGGGGCCCGAUCGGACGGGCGGCUUCCUCACUGUCCCCGGGACUGCCCGAGCCUCGCCCCGCGGUAGCCCGGGACCCCACCAGGCCCGCCCGAAGCGGGGAAGGGCGGUGGCCGCCGGCCUGCGGGACGCGGGGGCGGUCGGGCGAGGGGGGCCUGCGGGCGUGA